Molecule: messenger RNA, 4770 nt
Organism: Dictyostelium discoideum AX4
Lineage: Eukaryota; Evosea; Eumycetozoa; Dictyosteliales; Dictyosteliaceae
Product: LIM-type zinc finger-containing protein
Exons: 1
Coding region: 1-4770 (1589 amino acids)
Biological process (GO): regulation of actin filament polymerization
Cellular component (GO): cytoskeleton
Molecular function (GO): actin binding
Source: RefSeq, a predicted model, not a curated record
AUGGAUAAAAAAAUCAGAGAAUCUGAAGAAAACAAUGAGCGUAGAUCAAGCUCAUUGAAUGAAUUUAUGAAAUUAAAUCAAGAGGCAUCGAAAUCGACAUCCAACAAUCUCAAUGAUCUAAUUCAAUCGAAUCAUCAAUUGUAUAUGAAUAAAUUUAGAGAUGUUUCAAGUGAAAUCGAUGAAAAGGUUAGUUUAACCGACCAAAGAUUAAAAUCCACUGAAAUGUCAUUGGAUAAGAAAUUCUCACAAUCUAUAAACUCAUUAGACCAACGUAUUCGUUCAAGUGAGAAUAUAAUUGAACAAAAGAUCAUAUCGAAUUACUCAUCGUUGGAAUCACAAUUAAGCAUCACAGAGAACAAUCUCGACAAGAAGUUAACCUCAUCAAUGAGCACAUUUGAUCAAAGAUUAUCCAAUAUUAACAACCAAUUAGAUGGAAAGAUCAAUAAUGGUAAUCAACAAAUCUCAUCACGUUUAGAUUCAUCAGUUACAAAGUUAUUACAAACCGUUGACCAAUAUUCAAAAGAUAUUAAAUCCGAAUUCAAUUCAAUCAAUGAGAAAGAGCAACAACGUGUAACUCGUAUAUUCGAUAAACUGGUGAACGAUUUAUCAAGUUCAACCCAAACAUUUGAUGAAUCAAUAAAGAAAUUAAAUGUACAAUUCGAGCAAUCCCUAAACAAAGAGAGAGAUUCAAUUCAAGAGAAUACAAUCUCAAUGAUCCAAGAACAAUGGAAACUCAAUUUCUUACCAACUGUCAAUGGUUUAUCAUCCAAUUACUCUAGAAAUGAAGGUAAAAGAAUCUCUGAAGAUUUAACAAUGUUAAUUCAAUCAGAGAUCAACCAAAUUCAAUUCCAAUUUGAAAGUAAAUUAAGAAGUGAAUUACAAAAAUUAAAAUUUGAAUUAAUUACCUUGAUCAAUCAAAAAUCAGAUUCAAUUUAUAAUGAACAAAAAGAAUAUCAAAAACAAGAACGUCUUUUAAGAGAAGAUGAUAGAAAAUAUAUAGAAACUUUAAAGAUUUCAAUUUUCUCAUCAUUAAAAGAGGCAAAGAUUGAAAGAGAUCAAUUAUCCAAUCAAAUCAAUUCAUUAUUACAAGAUAAUAAAACCAUUCAAAUCAAUGCUGAACAAGCUGAACAAUUGGCAAGCACAAAGAAUGAUCAACUAUUGAAAGCAAAUGAUGAAUUGUUGGCACAAUUGGAACAAUCUAGAAAACAACGUUUAUUUGAAAUUCAAGAAUCAGAGAAUAGAUUCAAACAAGAUAGAGAACAAUUAAUCAAUGAUCAUAAACAACAAGAGAAAUUAGAACAACAAAAGAGAGAUCUCGAAGAGACUAGAAUCAUUGAACAAUUGAAACAAGAGUCGGAACAACGUAAAAAACAAUAUGAAGAUCAUUUGAAAGAAAGAGAAUCAGAGAGAGAGAAAGAGGUUCAACAAUUAUUAUUAAAACAAAAAGAAGCUGAACAAUUAAUUGAACAACAAAAACAAGAUCAACAAAAGCUCAAACAAGAGAGAGAACUUGAAAUUCGUAAACAACAACAAUUGGAACACCAAUUGGAAGAGGAGAGAAAACAAGAACAAAAGAAAAAGAAAGAAUUGGAUGAUCAAGAAUGGAAGAGAAAGGAACAACAAUAUCAAUCUGAUCUUCAAUUGGAAAAAGAGAAACAAUCUGCAUUAGAGUUGGAACGUGAACGUGAAAUUCAAUCAAUUCUUGAAUCAGAGAAACAACGUCAACAACAAGUUGAACUUGAAAUUCAACAAGAAAAAGAAAGAACCAAACAAUUACAACAACAAUGGGAACAAGAGAAAUUGAAAUUGGAAGAGGAAAGAAAAGAAUUGGAAAAUAAAAAAUCAUUGGAAAUGGCUCAAAAGAAACAAGAACUAUUAGAGUUAAAUAAAAAGAUUGAACAAGAACAACGUGAUCUAGAAGAACGUAUUCAAAAAGAACAAAAAGAAAAAGAUCAAAGAGAAAAACAAGAUCAAUUGGCUCAAAUGGAAUUAGAAAGAGAAAGAGAAAGAGAAAAAGAAGAAAAAAAGAGAAAACAACAACAAUUGGCUCAAUUAGAAAAAGAAGAAAGAGAAAGAAAUGAAAAACUUGAAAAAGAUAGACAAUUACAAUUAGAACAAGAAAUUGAAAAAGAAAGAAAAUUAAAACAACAACAAAAAGAAAAAGAACAAAAAGAACAAAAAGAAAAAAGAGAACAAAGAGAAAAAGAAGAAAAAGAAGAAAAAGAUAAAAAAGAUAAAGAAGAAAAAGAAAAACAAGAAUUAAAGAAAAAACAACAACAACAACAACAACAAAAAGAAAAAGAAAAACAAGAAAGAAAAGAAAAAGAAGAAAGAGAAGAAAGAGAAAAAGAAGAAAGAGAAGAAAGAGAAGAAAGAGAAGAAAAAGAAAGAGAAUUAAAAUUAAAACAACAAAAGAAACAAAAAGAAGAAAAAGAAAAAGAACUAAAAUUAAAACAACAAAAAGAACAAGAAGAAAGAGAAGAAAAAGAAGAAAAAUUAAGAGAAGAAAAAGAAAAACAAAGAAAACUUGAAAUUCAACAAGAAAAAGAAAGACAACAAAAAGAAAAAGCUGAAAAAUUAGAAAAAGAAAAAUUAGAAAAAGAAAAAGAAACAAAGAAAACAAGAGGUGGUUCAUUACCAUCAGUUCCAGUCAAAAAACAACAACAAACUCAAAAAGAUGAUAGUGAUGAUUCAUCUUCUGAAGAUGAAAAACCAAAAUCAGUUGUUGUUGCUUCAACUAAAAAACCAGAACCAAUUGUUGAAUCAUCUAAACCAUCAUUUGUAAAGAAACAACAAAAUAAACAACCAGAACCAGAACCAGAAGAAGUUAAACCAAUUGUAAAGAAAUCAAUUCAACCAAAAUCAGAUUUACAAGAGAAUCCAGAUGUUGAAUGUGAUUUAUCAAAUCCAGAAUUAAGACAAAUUUGGUUAGAUGUUAGAGAUGAUGAAACUAAUACCAAUUGGAUGUUAAUUGGUUAUGGUGGUUAUAAGAAAACUUUACAACCUUAUGGAUCAGGUUCAGGUGGUUUAAAGGAAAUGUCAAAACAUUUGAAAGAGGAGGUAUUGUAUGGUUAUUUACGUGUUAUCUAUGGUGAUUCCGAUAGAAGUAAAUUCAUUUUCAUCACCUAUGUACCAGAAUCAUUAAGUGGUAUCGCCAAAGCCAAAGCUAAUAUGCAUAAACCUCAUGUUGAUAAUUUCUUUAAAUAUAAUCAUACUCAAUUCCAAGUGAUGUCAAUCGAUGAAAUCUCUGAUGAUAUCAUUCAAAAUAGAUUAAAACAAACUUCAGGUGCAAACUAUGGUAAAGGUACCUCUCCAGAUGAUACAAGUAAAACUGAAAACUUUAAAGGUAUCAAAGAGAAUGCAAAAGUUUUCUAUCAAGGUACUGAAAAGAAAGGUAAUUUCAGUAAAGGUGGUGGUGGCGGUGAAACUAUCUCUUACAAUAAAGGUCCACUCUCUGUAACACCAUUAAGUUUAACUGGUCGUGCUGGUAUCACUGAAAAAUAUAUUAAAUCAGAUGUUAAACAAACUAAUAACAAAGAUGAUGAAGUAUUUGUUCAAGCAAGAAAAGGUGCUAAAUCUUCUUUAAAUAAAGAAAAAGAUAAUCAUAGUAAUAAUAACAACACCACAACACAAUCAUCAUCAUCAUCAUCGUCAUCAUCAGCUGAUAGAUCAAAAUCACCAUUAACAGUUGUUGUUAAUGAUGAUAAAUCUGAAUCUGAAACUGAAUCAACACCAUCGAUUCCAUCAAAAGCAAAUUUAAAACCAGUUUCAAAACGUUCAGCUACACCAACAAGUGAUAUAGAUAGUACAAAUAGUGAAUCGGAAUCAGUGGUUAAAUCAACCACCAAAAAACCAAGUGCUGGUAUAAACGCUGGUGGCAAUGAUAAACCAGUAUCAACUGGACCUGAUAGAUGUUUAUCAUGUCAAAAACUUGUUUAUCAAGCAGAGAAAUUAUCUGCUGAUAAUCGUAUUUUCCAUAAAAAUUGUUUCAAAUGUUCAAGUUGUGGUUGUCAAAUGAAAUUAGGUAACUAUGCUAGUAUGGAUCAAAUUUAUUUCUGUAAAAAUUGUUUCAAAAAGAAAUUUAAAGAAAAAGGUAACUAUUCUGAAGGUUUUGGUAAAUUAAAACCACAACAACAAUUUAAUUUGAAAAAGAGUGGUAGUGGUGGUAGUUCCAAUGCUGAUACAGAUGAUUCUGAAGAUGAAUUUCAUCAAAGAGAAAAAGAACAACAACAAAAAGAAAAGGAUGAAUUAAAGAAAAGACAAGAAAAACAAUUAGAAAAAGAAAGACAACAAGAAAAACAACAACAAUUAGAACAAAAAGAGAAAGAUCAAAAAGAGAAAGAUCAAAAAGAAAAAGAACAAAAAGAAAAGGAACAAAAAGAAAAGGAAAAAGCCAAAAAAUUAAAACAACAAGAGCAAAAGGAAAAAGAAGAGAAAGAAGAAAAAGAAAGAGAACAAAGAGAAAAAGAACAAAAGGAUAAAGAAAGAGAAAAGAAAUUAGCUGAAUUUGAAAAGCAACAAAAAGAGAAAAAACAACAACAACAGGUCGAAGAAUUAUCUUCAAAACCUGAUGAUGCUUCAUCAACUUCAAAAUCAAAUAUUGGUGCUGAUGAGGAUGGUUUCUUAUCUGAAUAUCAAAAGAAAAAGGAACAAGUUUUAAAGGGAAAGCAAUCAAAUUCAAAUAAUCGUUCAUCUCCUUCCUCAAAGAAAUUCACAUCAUCUUUAUUUGAUAUUACAACAUCAACUGAUGACGAUGAUUUGUUCAAUUAA